Molecule: messenger RNA, 4384 nt
Organism: Anneissia japonica
Lineage: Eukaryota; Metazoa; Echinodermata; Crinoidea; Comatulida; Comatulidae
Product: protein Skeletor, isoforms B/C-like
Exons: 17
Coding region: 32-3238 (1068 amino acids)
Molecular function (GO): protein binding
Source: RefSeq, a predicted model, not a curated record
UAUUCUGUCGUCUAAUAACUUCCGGUAGCAGAUGCCUACAUGUUCUUUGUUACGGAUUUCACCACGCUUGCUAGGAAGACUUUAUCCAAGGAUCUGCAUUGUGAAGAAUCAACUCCGGAAAUCGUCGAAAACAGGCAAAAAUACUUUAGCAGACGACACAACACGCGCGCACAGUAGUCGCGAUAAGUUGACCAAAAAACAACACUGUCAUUCAAACUGGAUAUUUUCGGGUUGUCCAGCGUGUACCAAACCCGAAAAUGACCAACGCGUAUGCGGGACGGAUGGCAAAACAUACGCUUCCGUUUGCUACCUCGAACGGAGAGUGUGUAAAACUGAAUCGUCUGACCUAACUGUAGCGUACUCAGGAAAGUGCAUGAACAAUAUAAAAACGGAUCCUAUGACAACUACAUCAAUCCCACUGCGAAGUGAACUUCCUAUGAAGUCAAUGCUAGUGAGUGCAAGUCAUCCAUUGGCAACCGACCCUACUGAUCACCAUGGUAGUGUACAAGUCAAACGUUGCAAUUUGACUCUAGAACCUGUAUGUGGUACUGAUGGAAUAACGUAUCCGUCGCCAUGUUUCCUUACAAGAUUUGCGACUCUUCCUGGAAGGAGCGAUCUAACUAUCGCAUGGAUGGGUUACUGUGUUCCACAUAGGCCUAAUGUGAAUCUGGAGCCAUCAAGCAAGCCCGAUUUUGAAAUCGUACCCGGACCUGACAAUGGACCGGAACUAAAUUUAAAUCCUCCAGAAAGUGAACCCGAGCCAGAAAUCGAAUAUGAUUCAAGACACAAUCUGGCCACUUCCGAAAAACCAACAGAAACUACAAAAAAACCAUUAGCAACUACAGCACAGAAAACUACUCGAAAGUACAGGCCGUCUCGUAAACUCAGACCAACACGACGACGCAGUUCGUCGUCUCGUACUAAGCCGCCUUCUAGAAAACGAACAACUGUAAAACCAACUCCCGAACCAGAAAACCCAGUAAUUUUCGACGGCAGCGAUGUUUGGCAAGUAAAUCGAAAAACAACUAUGAAAUAUCAAUCAUCUGUGGCACCAACUGAAUCAUCAAUUGAAUCAGAAUCAAGUGAUGGAAUUGGGAUGGAUUUUGAUCUUGGUUUUGGUGGUGGUAGCGACCAGUGGUUUGUAACAAAACCAGACCCAACAAACCCGGUUAGUCCAUUUACCGAAACUGCACCAUCGAGUCAACAACCGGAACAACAGGACGAAGAUCCUGAAACAGAUAGUUUUGGAACAAACAUUGAUUUCGGUUUCGGCGGCAGUGAUUUAUGGUUUGUGCCAAAACAACCAGAACCGGAAACUACUGUACUACCACCAACGACAGCAACACCAGCAUCAGCAGAAGUUUAUUAUGGAAAACUUAUUGGAACAAUGGUUCCUAAAGGAAGUAGACGCGCGUCUCAUAGAACAGAAGGAGUCGUGUAUGCUAUCGAUCAAUCAACUAUUCGAAUUAUGAAUUUUAGCUACGACGGAAAUGCACCAGAUGCGUUUUUCUAUGCUGGAUCGACCGGUGAACCUGAUGAUACUGGUGACGUAAUCCCGGAUGAAAAUGGCAGAAAGCGAAAACUGAAAGCGUAUGAUAACCAGGAGUUAAUACUUAGCUUACCUAAAGGCAUGACGUUGGCGAAUUACAAAUGGAUAGCUGUCUGGUGUCGUCGUUUUCGGGAGAAUUUUGCUGAUGUAUACAUACCAAGUGACUUCGUAGCACCGUCUGGAUAUGACUUAGGUGUACUGGGGUACAAGCCUCGAGUACACAACGUUCGCUCACCAUCUGUCGUCAUCGUUGAUACUAAAAGCAUACGCCUCCACAGUCUCACCUAUGACGGCACUGUACCAGAUGCUUCUUUCUGGGUUGGACUAGGUUCUCCGGAUGCAAGAGGCCGAAGCGUUCCUUAUGAAAAUGGAAGCUCUGAUGGAGUACUUCCAAAAUUCCGACGCGACACCAUUACAAUACAACUUCCAGACGACGUCACAGUUUUCGAUAUCGAUUACCUCAGUGUAUGGAGUGUAAUUACCAAACAAGAUCUUGGUCACGUGAGGAUACCGAACCGCAGGAUGUUGAAUAUUCCACCAUAUAUUAAAAUUGAAAAGACAUCGACACCAACUCCAACAACAACAACUGUUCGUAACAGCGAAAGCCUAUCAACAGACUACACAGUAAGCUGGUUGAUCGAUGGCGAUGAGAUAGAAGUCGAAUUAUCCACUCGACUCCAAUCCAGGAUGUACAUGGCUUUCGGUUUCAGUGGAAGCAAGAUACGCUCCGUAAUGUUCGGUUCUGAUGUCGCCGUAGCCUGGAUGAACGGCAACACACCAGUGGUUGAUGAUUAUUACCUUGGUGGAUAUUCGCAGUGUUCAGCUGGUAGUGGUGCAUGUAAAGAUGAAUCGUUCGUCCUACCUGGAGUCAAUGACUACACAGAUGUCACGGGUUCAACAGUUGACGGUGUCACAACCAUUUCCUAUCGACGAAAACUGAAUACAGGGGAUGCUUUGGAUAUGACCAUUUCUUUAACAGACUCAAUGUACAUUGUCUGGGCGAUUGGACCAAUCAACGACGACGGAUUAGUUAGCAAGCACAUUGAUAUUGGAGGAGAUUCGUUUAGCUUUGGUCGAGAUCCAGUGAGUAAAGCUCAGUCGUUUAUUACGUCGGAACAGGUCGGUACAGCACAUUCAGACACUUGGCCUGAAACAGUAAUAGUAGGUAAAGACGUGACUACAUUCGACGCCAAAAUCGGACCAAAUGGUGGAGGAAAAGGACACACUGCAGUAAUAGGUAAUACUGGAUGGGGCUUCGUUUGGUACAUAAACGAGAAGCUAGCCCCAAGACUUAUACUUAAACGUGGGGUAGAAUACACGUUCCGCGUUUUUGGCGGUGACGACGAAUCCCUAAUUGCCCAGUAUCAUCCAUUCUACAUAACAGAUGACCCAAUAGGUGGUAAUCCCUCUAGUACAGGUAGUAUAUUUAAGUAUCAAACAGUAUAUGCAGGCCCGGCUGUCGGUGGCUACUGCGAAUACAGAAACAAAAAACAGAACAAGAGCAAGCAAUCGUCAACAUUUGAAGAUUACUUCAAAACCCUUAAAGAAAAAUGCAACAGAAGGGUGUUAGCCGGCAUGUUGACGUGGACUCCAGAUGCGAAUACACCUGAUACUGUUUAUUAUCAGUGCUACACUCAUCGUUAUUUCGGUUGGAAGAUUGAAGUGGUGGACAACUUUUUAAGUCUAUGAUCCCAACACCACACCCGUAGCAGUAUGUUGAGAAAAACAUUAUGAAAUCAGAAAAUAAUAUGCUUAAAUACAUAUGUGUACAAAUUUUGUUUAUGAAUAUCUUGUAAAAUAAUAUAGAAUUACGAUUUUAUUUGGCAGUUGGGAGUCUAUAAACAAAUAUAAUUUAAAUUGGCUUAUAUUAUUUUAUCUUAAAGUAUUUUUUAGACACAAAUGUAAGAAGCACAACGCAUACGUCACGAUUUUCAGUAAACCUCUUUAAAAUAGAUGCAUAACAAAUACCCGCACUCACAAGUGUCCUAAAUCACAUUUGUGGUGUCCCUGUCUCAUGUUUUAGCGUACCUGUUACCGUAUCUACUGCUGUUGUUGUAUUUAUGUGUUGUGACGAAUAUGGACUAAAAUGUAAACCAUACAAAGGAUAAUUGACGCGGUCUGACGUACAUAAGUGUGACGGAGCUAAACUUUUUCACAAUGUGGAAAAGAAAAGACAUUAGCAAAACAGAUGCCUUUUGUGUCAAGUUGCGUCAAGAAUUUUGCGUACAUAUUUCUUGUGUUUGCGUCAGGCAUUUUGCGUUUGGCCCAUUAAUUCGGUGCGCAAGGGCAAUGUAUUACAGUACUCAUUUUGCACAACAAACGCCCGCACUCACCAGUGUCUUAAAUCGGUGCUCAAGGUCAAUGUAUUAUAGUACCUCGGUUUGCAUUCGAACCACGUUGUUCCUAACGGAAAUAUUAACGUAUUAUUCGAUCACGAUUGGAUUGUAGGAAGAUGUGGGAAAGGGAACCAUAGGAAAUGAACAAUCUACCUCAGUAAAACGUAAAUUGAGUUGUUGUGGGCACCUCAUUCUUAAGCAUUAUACAUUUCUUUUACUUAGUCACGGCAUAGCAAUAAGUAGGCCAAUUUAAUACAAGAUGGUAAUUUCUGGAUGAAUUUUGACCAAGCAUAGGAAGGAUUAAUAAAAUGAACGAAAUUAAUCAUUACGUCAACUAUUAUAUUAAUGAAAGAGCCAAUGAUAUUACAUAUAUGGCAAAGUAUUGUAGACGUACAUAAUCUUUGUAAAUAAUUGUUUAUAUCUUCCACCUAUAGGCCUAGGCCUACACAUAAAUAUCAUUGUUUGUAGAAAAAAAUAAAAAAAAUAUUCGUCAAAAUAA